Dentiscutata erythropus is the source of this 855-nucleotide messenger RNA. NCBI's taxonomy places the organism in Eukaryota, Fungi, Glomeromycota, Glomeromycetes, Diversisporales, Gigasporaceae. The record is from the annotation of a GenBank genome assembly.
AUGACUUUCGUUAUGAAGUUCUUACGCAUUCUUCAUCCAACAUCACUUUUCUCAUCACUAUCUGACCUUAGGCUUUUGGCAUCACGAAAAUUAGUCAAGUCUCUUCUUAAAAAAGAGGGAUUACCUGAUAUCGCUACCUCAGCUUCCAUGUUUCUGAAGGAUGAUAUAAAUGCAUUAGGAGUGAAAUUCCGUACAGUUGUCAAUUUUCCGGAAGAAUACAUACUCCCCCAAAUUAAUCGCAAAAUACUCAAACUUGAAAACCUUGAUAUUGAUAAAUUUGGAAUUGUAAAUGGUCAAAUCCGGACAUUUAUUAGAAAAAUGAAUUGGGUGGUUGUGAAUGAAGCGGUUGAAGGCACGCGUGAAUCCAACACUGAUACAUUAGUCGAUAAUUUGCUUCGUGUCGUUGAGUUUGAUGUUGAUCCUCUUGCGAUUAGAUCUUAUAUUUCAGCAGAACCUGAGUUUGUAGUUAGUAAACGAGGCAUGGCUUUAGUGAUUGAAGGAGAUGAUAAACACUUAAAAAAUGUUCGAAAUUUGACAAAUUAUGGUGAGACACAACUCGCUGCCAAGAUCAUAGCCUGUGGUAACGAAAAUGUAAUGGACAAAGUUACAGAUCAGAUCAUAUUUGCAAUGCGUGUAAUUUCUAUGCACGUCACAUUUUAUAAAGCAACAAUCCCCAAAGAAUAUUGGGCGAAUCUUCACAAAGGUCUUCCGAAAAAGCAUUCAGUUGAAAUAAUGAGGUGGCCGGCAGAGAAUGGUGAGCGAACUGGUUUAGAUCUGGCAAAUCCUGAAGGAAGAAAAAGGGUGCUUAGAUCGUUGGUUAAAAUUCGCCAGUUUGCUUUGGGCCAUGACUUUUAA